CCGGGGCAAGUUGACGACCGGGGCAAGACGACGAAUGGUUAGUUUCUCAAAUUAGUUGCUAGGUAGUAGCACCGGUCGAAUGUCAGUAGCGCUCCACACGGAUGGCCUCUGAAAUAACUGGCAGUGAAGACAAGUUCGCCAUUGUGUGUGUUGUUACAGCGGCUUGUUGUUUUUGGAGUGCGUUUUUGUAACUUUCGGCCUUUGCAUCGUAAGGUUUAUUGAAUACGCAGGUAAGAUAUGUUAAUUUUCAAUAUUACCUAUAUUUACCUUAUGUAUUAGGCUACUCAUAAAUACCAUGUUUGUUUAUAUUUAUCUUAAACUUAAUGCCAAUAAAAUUUACCUACUCUAUUACGGCCGCUCGGGGCAAGAUGACGUGGGGCAAGAUAGCGUGUUCGUCAUCUUGCCCCGGUUAAUUUUACUGGUGCAAAGCUGAAACUUUUAAGAAGUAUGGUUAUGCAUACAAUUUUGAUUUAAGUAAACUAAUAACUGACGACACUGUGAGACUUAACCACUUAUUUAAAAAAAAUUUAAUCUACACUUUUGUUUAACAAUUUUACUUUAGAAUUGAAUUUUUAUUAAUUUAAUAUGCGGGUACAGAUUUUUAGUUUUACUUUGGUUCCAGAGAUGGUGAGAAACUACAAAAAGACUUCCUCUAGAGGAGAGUGGGAAAAAACCAACAUGGAUACUGCUUUCACAGAGGUCAAGGAGGGAAGAAUGACUUGCUUGGGAGCAGCGAGAACUUACAAUGUUCCAGAGGCAACACUUCGACGCCGACUGAAAAAGAACGUUUCGGAUAUGCCUGUCCAUGGAGGAAGAUAUAGAGAAGUAUUCAAUGAAGAGCAGCUCCAAGAUUUACACAACUAUUUGACGGUAAUGGACCAAAUGUUUUUUGGAAUGACCAAGUUGCAGUGCAGAAAACUCGUUUUUGAAUACGCAGAACACUUAGGGAUUUCUCAUCCGUUUAAUAAAGAAACUAAAAUGGCUGGUGAGGAUUGGCUGGCUACCUUUAUGAAAAAACACAACUUUAGUAUGCGUAAGCCAGAAGCAACAUCUGUUGCAAGAGCAAUGGGUUUCAACAAACCUAGUGUUGAUAAAUUUUUCUCCAUUUUGAAGGAAGUGCGAGAAAAACACAAUUUUCCCGCUGCUAAUAUCUACAAUGCAGAUGAAUCAGGACUAUCUACUGUGCCCAAUAAAUUACCUAAGGUAAUUUCACCAAAAGGAAGUAGAAGAGUUUCUAAAGUUGUGUCUGGGGAGAGAGGCAGGAACGUCACUAUUAUUUGUUGCAUCAAUGCUACGGGAACUUACCUACCCCCUUUUUUGGUAUUUGCCAGAAAGCGAAUGCGACCUGAACUCAUGGAAAGAGCUCCACCAGGUAGUGUGGGCCACUGCAGCGAUAAUGGCUGGAGCAACGGAGAGUUGUUCGUAAAGUUUUUGAACCACUUUAUCCUCAAUGCAAAACCCACAGUUGAUUCUCCUAUCCUGCUACUUGUCGAUAAUCACAGAACCCACAUAACCCUAGAGGCAAUCAACUUAUGCAGAGAUAACCAUAUUGUUAUGGUUGGAUUUCCUCCUCAUACAACACACCGUCUUCAGCCCUUGGACGUUUCAUUCUUUGGUUCGCUGAAAACCUUUUACAGUCAAGCUUGUGACAACUUCAUGGUCAAUAAUCCAGGACAGACCAUCAGUGACUUUAAAAUUGGUGAGCUUUUGACCAUUGCUUAUUUCAAGGCUGCAACUGUUGGCAAUGCCGUUAGUGGGUUCAGGUCCACAGGAAUAGAACCUUAUAAUCCACUUGUAUUCGACGAACAUGACUUUGCUGCAUCACAAACAACUGAUCAGAACCUGGAUGUAGGCCUAGACCCUAGCUAUAAUGAAGAUGAAAAUCCUACUAUCCAAUCAACAACAUCAAAUACAACAGAAACUCCAGGUGAACCUGAAGAAGAAACCAUUGAGCUGAGUGAACGCCAAGAAACAGUAGGCCUAGUAGACUGUGCCCCAAUCCCGGUAAAGAAGAAUACAAGUGUCUUCGACUUUAAGCCUUUACCUAAAGGUAAACCAAAGGAUAAGAAAAGAAAAGUUCAGAAGUUAAGUUCUAGUAUUAUAACAAGCACGCCACUUCUACUUCAAAAGGCAGUGAAGUUAGAUGUCCUGGGUGUGAAGAAAAAUACUCCGAUCCUCCAGUUGAAGAGUGGAUCCAGUGUUCCAAGUGCAGUGAAUGGUGGCACGAGAAUUGUACAAGCUACGAAGGUGGGGAAUUUGUUUGUGACUACUGCUAAUAUUUACCUAUGGGGCUAUCAGUACGUGACGAUAUACCAGCCCCUAUCAACAGGAUGUGAUUGUGAGACAACAAAAGAAUGGUGUAAAGAUGGUGAAGAGUAUAGACACACUGAACAUUGGAGACAUAGUGUAAACAUCGUUAACUGUUCUUGUGGAAGAACUGGAGCAGGGCGGUACAAACCCAACUCACAAAAACCUCCAGUGUACAUUUCCAGGAUAUAG
Molecule: messenger RNA, 2499 nt
Organism: Homalodisca vitripennis (glassy-winged sharpshooter)
Lineage: Eukaryota; Metazoa; Arthropoda; Insecta; Hemiptera; Cicadellidae
Exons: 4
Coding region: 586-2499 (637 amino acids)
Cellular component (GO): nucleus
Molecular function (GO): DNA binding
Source: RefSeq, a predicted model, not a curated record